Molecule: messenger RNA, 1808 nt
Organism: Branchiostoma belcheri (Belcher's lancelet)
Lineage: Eukaryota; Metazoa; Chordata; Leptocardii; Amphioxiformes; Branchiostomatidae
Product: serine/threonine-protein kinase 38-like
Biological process (GO): intracellular signal transduction; peptidyl-serine phosphorylation
Molecular function (GO): protein serine/threonine kinase activity; ATP binding
Source: RefSeq, a predicted model, not a curated record
UUCUGUCAUCACCCCACCAUAGCGCGGAGUGGUCCGGCUGCGUGAGGCGGCAGGGCAGGCGAAAGUGGCCUCGGCGCCUCCAAGGUUCGGAUUUCUGCACCUGAAGUAGUGACGAAAACGUCCCGGACUCCAUGCGUUAAGGAUGAUUAUGAUGGCGAACACGGGGGAUGCGCUGAACUUCCCCAUCAGCACACACACGCAGGACAAGGUCACCCGCGCCAAGGUCACGCUCGAGAACUUCUACCACAACCUGGGAAUUCAGCAUGAGGAACGGGAGAGCAGACAACAGAAACUGGAGAAAACCAUGGUAGAGGAAGGACUGACCAGUGAGGAGAAAGAGGAAAGAAGAAACCAGCACGCUGCCAAAGAAACAGAAUUCUUGAGACUGAAAAGGUCCAGACUUGGAGUGGACGACUUCGAGUCCCUCAAAGUCAUCGGCAGAGGAGCUUUUGGGGAGGUCAGACUAGUCCAGAAGAAAGACACGGGACACAUCUUCGCCAUGAAGGUGCUGCGGAAGGCGGACAUGUUGGAGAAGGAACAGGUGGCCCACGUGCGUGCUGAGAGAGACAUCCUGGUGGAGGCAGACAACCCGUGGGUGGUGCGCAUGUUCUACUCCUUCCAGGACCCCAUCAACCUCUACCUCAUCAUGGAGUUCCUACCUGGAGGCGACAUGAUGACGUUACUGAUGAAGAAAGACACGCUGUCAGAAGAGGCGACGCAGUUCUACAUCACAGAAACGGCGCUGGCCAUCGACUCUAUCCACCAGCUGGGCUUCAUCCACAGAGACAUCAAACCUGACAAUCUGCUGCUAGACUCAAGGGGACACAUCAAACUGUCAGACUUCGGACUGUGCACCGGACUGAAGAAAGCUCACAGGACAGAGUUCUACAGGGACCUCACACAGGCCAACCCAAGGGACUUCAGUAAGUCUUACAGUCUACCCACACCCCCAUGGAUGCCAAAGACUUCCAAGAGAAGAGCAGAGAGCUGGAAAAGAAACAGGAGACAACUUGCGUAUUCUACAGUAGGAAUCCCAGACUACAUCGCUCCCGAAGUCUUCAUGCAAACCGGCUACACAAAAACCUGCGACUGGUGGUCACUGGGCGUCAUCAUGUACGAGAUGUUAAUAGGUUACCCGCCGUUCUGUUCGGAGAACCCCCAGGAGACGUACAGGAAGGUGAUGAACUGGAAAGAGAUGCUGGUUUUCCCGCCGGAGGUGCCCAUCUCCUUCAACUCAAGGAACCUCAUCGAAAGGUUGUGUACAGACAUGGACGUGCGGCUGGGGAAGCAGGGAAUCGAGGAGCUGAGAGAAAACCAGUUUUCAACCGUCGACUGGGAACACAUCAGAGAGCGGCCGGCGCCGUUUCCCGUCACGGUGAAGAGCUUCGACGACACGUCCAACUUCGACGAGUUUCCCGAGAUCGAGCUGCAGCCACCCACACCAACCUCCAAAGAAGGCGAAGAGAACAAGUACAAAGACUGGGUUUUCCUGAACUACACCUUCAAAAGAUUCGACGCUUUGACGCAGCGCGGCGUGCCCCGCCAGCCAACACGCAACGCUCUGCCCAAGGAGAAGUGCUAAUGUCCGACGUGCGAAUGUCGUUAGCGGCUGUGUCGUGUAAUCGUUUUCUUGUCGGUUGUUAUGUAUAGAGGCACUCACAAUGCAUUGCUUCAGGAGACUGACUCACCUGCAUACACGCACGCAUACAUACAAGCAUUCACACACACACACACACACUUGUAUGUACACACAAACACACACACACACGCAUGCACACACACACACGCAUGCACGCACACACACACAA